AUGCAGGAGCUGGUGGCUGGUGUGGAGAAGAUCAGGUUUAACUUGGAGGCUGAUGUGGAGCAGCAGCGAGGAGCUUGGCCCCUGCCCUUCCUGGGUAUGGACAGUAAGUUGGGCAGAGGGUCCUGUGGCAUCCUUGGACAGUGUCCCUUCCGACACCUCAGCGGAGCGAGGACGGUGGUGUGCAAGCACUGGCUGCGCGGGCUCUGCAAGAAGGGCGACAGGUGCGACUUUCGGCACGAGUACGACGUGACCAGGAUGCCCGAGUGCUAUUUCUACUCCAAGUUCGGUGAGUGCAGCAACAAGGACUGUCCCUUCCUGCACGUGGAUGCCACCACCAGCACCAUGGGCUGUCCCUGGUAUGACCGUGGCUUCUGCAGGCACGGUCCCCUGUGCAAGUACAAGCACACGCGGAGGGCGAUGUGUGCCAACUACCUCGUCGGCUUCUGCCCAGAAGGGCCCAAGUGCAAAUUCAUGCACCUCAAGGCCGGCCUGAUGACAAGCAGCACGGAUCCACCCAAGGGAGCCGGCUGUCCUUGGGGGCCAGUACAGCUGCAUCUGGCUGCUGGUGAGGAGAGCAGAUGUGAGGAUGUGCCACCCAUGGAGCCCCCUCCACCAGCCACCGAUGCUACCCAGCACCUGGCAGUGCAGCUGUGGGACACCAAUGGCUGCCCCUGGGCCCAUGGAGCCUGCUUGAAUGAGGCACCCGCUUCAAGGAAGGUAGCUGAAAAGUAG
This is a messenger RNA of Cariama cristata (Red-legged seriema), 732 nucleotides long. Its product is annotated as putative cleavage and polyadenylation specificity factor subunit 4-like protein. Lineage: Eukaryota; Metazoa; Chordata; Aves; Cariamiformes; Cariamidae. The transcript is spliced from 7 exons. Gene Ontology annotation, molecular function: metal ion binding; RNA binding. The record is from RefSeq and is a predicted model, not a curated record. Gene Ontology annotation, cellular component: mRNA cleavage and polyadenylation specificity factor complex. Bases 1 to 732 code for a protein of 243 amino acids.